AUGGAGCGUAGGAUUCAAACCUUCGAUGACUGGAGCUCGCAUCCCCCCUUCCGCCAGCCACCGCCGCGUUUGCCCCCUAGCGGCCCCCGCGUAUCCGCUCCGCCGUCCCUCACUCUGCGCAUCCGCCUCCGCGCGGAGGUGCGCGUGCGGCCGGGGGACGGCGGAGUGAGCCUGGGGGAGAGUCUGGGGGAAGGCGCGCUGGUGGUGGAGGGGGUGGAGGUGGGGGAAACAUGGGCGCACGCGCUGCUUGCGCCAGAGAAAGGCUGCCUACUGGUCGCAUCUGAGCUGUUACACGGUUACAAGUUCUUUGAACGCUCGGUCAUUCUGCUUCUCUCUGUGGGUACCAGCAUCGAGGACGGUCCAUACGGCAUCGCCCUGAACAAACCCUACCGAAGCAGAGUGCAGGAGGUGGACGGGAUGGACCCGAGCCUGUCGAGCACGUUCGGGCCGUGCCGCGUGCACCUGGGCGGGCCAAUCGGGUGGCGAAGCGUGCUGCUGGUGCAUGGGAUUUCAGGAUUGGGCGGACACACGGAAAUCGCCCCUGGAGCGUUUGUGGGAGGGGGCCUGCAGGGGCUGCAGACGGCGCUAAGAGCGGUUAAGACUGGGAAAGCUGCAGCGGAGGAUUUUCAGUUUGUGGUGGGAUAUUCGGGAUGGGGAGGGGAGCAGCUGAUGAGAGAGGUGGAGCAGGGGUGGUGGUAUGUGGCGGCUUGCAGCAGUGAUUUGUUGCUGAAGGCGGCUGGGCGGGCAGCAGGGGGUGGGAAGAGGGCAGGGGAGGAGGGGAGGGGAGAGGACUUGUGGCAGGAGGUGUUGACUCUUAUGGGGGGUGACUAUGCUGAAGUGGGGAGGAGAUACAGGGAUUGA
This is a messenger RNA of Closterium sp. Yama58-4, 861 nucleotides long. The record is from the annotation of a GenBank genome assembly. NCBI's taxonomy places the organism in Eukaryota, Viridiplantae, Streptophyta, Zygnematophyceae, Desmidiales, Closteriaceae.